CUGUACAUUCCCAUCACCCAGGCCUGCUGUGCGGUAUUAGCAGGAUGAGGGCACUGCUUCUGCUGUUAUCCUUCAGCAUUUUUCAAGUGAUCUUUUCCGCUCCAACGUUAUUUCUGCCUAACAACGUGACCAUCCCUGAAGAUGCCCCUCGGAGCACGCUGGUGGCAAGGAUUACGGCGACUGCUGCACAGUUUGAUUCUAUAGUCGGAGCCCCUUUUAUAGUGAACUCAAAUCCAGUGAUGCACCCCUUCACGAUUAUUCCGAAAGCUGUCAAUUAUUGGGAGUUGAUAACGACCAGCAGACCCAAGCUGGACUUUGAAGCUGUCCCCCUAUACACCCUUCAAAUCCUAGUGGAAGACAGUAAAGGGACAACAGCCACUCAGUCCAUUGUCAUUGAGAUCUCCAAAGUCAACAAACCCCCGAUGUUCACUGGUACACUGGCUGAUAAAGGUAAAUUCCACCUACUACAUGGGAUGUGA
Molecule: messenger RNA, 479 nt
Organism: Bufo gargarizans (Asiatic toad)
Lineage: Eukaryota; Metazoa; Chordata; Amphibia; Anura; Bufonidae
Product: cadherin-related family member 3-like
Exons: 3
Coding region: 45-479 (144 amino acids)
Biological process (GO): homophilic cell-cell adhesion
Cellular component (GO): membrane
Molecular function (GO): calcium ion binding
Source: RefSeq, a predicted model, not a curated record